This is a messenger RNA of Microtus ochrogaster (prairie vole), 2662 nucleotides long. RefSeq names its product zinc finger SWIM-type containing 1 (gene Zswim1). Lineage: Eukaryota; Metazoa; Chordata; Mammalia; Rodentia; Cricetidae. The record is from RefSeq and is a predicted model, not a curated record. Gene Ontology annotation, molecular function: zinc ion binding.
GACGUCAGUCAGUCGGAGGCGGGCCCAGAGUGGGAGAAAUGGCUGCCGUGCCUGCUGUCUGCCGGUGGGUGAGCGGUCUCUGCAGGGGCGGUGUGGAGCCUGGUUGCAGCGUUCAGGGCAUACAGCUCCCACCAGUGAGAGGUGGAUUUCGGCUCCGCUGGGCUUGAAAGCGAACCUCAGCCUUCCGCGUCCCACACCCGGGCUCAGGUCCAUGUGGAAGAGAAUCUAAAACUGCAGUCUAACUUCGGGCAUCAGAUUCCGUGGCACUUGAGAAAUGUAAUGUUUUCCGACGGCAGUCCUGCGGAGAAGGCAUCCUAGCGUGGGCCUUGGAUCCCUCCCUGUUCCUCCAUGGCCCUGACAAUGAUGAACGGACAUCUUAUUGAGGACUCGAGCCCACCCAUGCUGCUGCACCAGGUUAGCAAGACUCCUCAGCUAGAUGCCUUCAGCUACCAAAGCUCCUUCAUGCAAGACCUCUUUGCUCAUUUCCCCGAGGUCUUAUUUAUACACCGGACCUAUAACCCAAGAGGCAAGGUGUUAUACACCUUCCUGGUAGAUGGACCCCGAGUACAGCUUGAGGGUCCUCUUGCCCGAGUGGUGUACUUUGCUAUCCCUACCAAUGAAGAUGCCAAAGGCCUGGCCCAGAUGUUCCAGGUGUUCAAAAAGUUUAACCCAGCCUGGGAACGAGUCUGCACCAUCCUGGUGGAUCCCCACUUCCUCCUGCUGCCCACCCUGACCAUGGAGUUCCCCACCGCUGAGGUCUUGCUCUCAGCCUUCCACAUCUGUAAGUUCCUCCAGGGUAAAUUCUAUCAGCUCUCCCUCGAGCAGCCGGUACAGAGUGUGCUUCUCUCCUCCCUGCAGAGCACCAUGUGCUCUGCCACAGCUGGCAACCUGAGGAAGCUGUACACACUCCUGAGCGACUGCAUCCCCUCCACCAGGCUACCUGAGCUCCACUCACACUGGCUGCUCAAUGACCGCAUCUGGCUGGCCCACCGCUGGAGAAGCCGAGCCCAGAGCAACCGAUACUUCCAGAGCCUGGAGGUCACAGCCCACAUCCUCAGUCAGUUUUUUGGUACUACCCCAUUUGAGAAACAAGGCAUGGCCUCUGUUUUCCGAUACAUGCAGCAGAACCCUUCAGACAACACAAGCCUCAGCCUGACUGUGACUCCCAAGGACAAUCCUGCGCCUGCAGGCACGAGCCCUGCAAGCGCCAGCUCGGAGCAGUUGGUGGAAGCCCGUAUCCAGCACUCCCUCAACGCCAUCUGCACAGGGCCAGCCGCCCAGCUCUGCCUAGGUGAGCUCGCCGUGGUCCAGAAAUCCAUGCACCUCAUUGGCUCCGGCUCGGAAAAAGUGAACAUACAGAUUCUGGAGGAUACGCACAACGUGCAGCUCCAGUCCCCUGCCAGCUGCAGCUGCUACUUUAACCAAGCCUUCCACCUGCCCUGCCGCCACAUCCUAGCCAUGCUCAGCGCCCGCCACCAGGUGCUCCAGCCUGACAUGCUGCAGGCUCCGUGGACCUCAGGCUGUGCCACCAGUCUAGACAGCAUCCUGGGAAGCAAGUGGAGCGCCGCCCUGGAUAAACACCUGGCCGUGACUCUCCUCACGGAGGAGGUAGGCCGGCUCUUGCAGCACUGUAGCCAGGAGGAAUUCGAGCGUCGCUACAGCACCCUUCGAGAACUUGCUGACAGCUGGAUCGGCCCUUACGAGCAGGUACAGCUCUGAUCGCACAGACAUACCCAGUCCUGAGCACUGAACCCAGAGCAGCACGUGUGUGAGGCAGACACCAGCACUGCCCUAUCCUCACUAGGUCACCUAGGCUGGCCUGGAGCUCAGGAUGUAGCUGAGACUGGUCUUGAGCUCCUCCUGGUCCUCUGUCUCCCAAGUGCUGACCACUGCCUCUUAUUUUGAGAUACUUCACGAGGUUGCCCAGCCUAGUUGUGAACUCACUCUGUGGAUAGGCUGGCUUUGAACUUCUGAGCCUCUUGAGUGAGCGGGAUUCCAGGCCUGACUUUUGGUCAUGUUGCUGCCCUGAAGUGUUCGUGUACAUGUGUGCCUUCAGACCGUCCCCUCUGCGCACAGCUGUGCUUCCUCCGCAAGUCCUCGUUCUACUCCAGUCUUCUAUCUAGAAUGCGGCAAACAGGUGUCAGAAAAUGUUUUCUGGCUGGGCGGUGGUGGCACACGCCUUUAAUCCCAGCACUCAGGAGGCAGAGGCGGGCGGAUCUCCGUGAGUUCAAGGCCAUCUUGGUCUGCAGUGCAAGUUCUAGGACAGGCUCCAAAACUACAGAGAGAAACCUUGUCUCAAACAACAAAACAAACAAAAGAAGAAAAAGAAGAAAGAAAAUGUUUUCUGUUAAGGGGUCAGUAGUAAACAUUUGUGGGCUUUGAUGGUCGAAUGUGGGCUUUGUUCUACAUUCUGGCUUCAGAUUUGACAACUUUUUCACAAGGAAAAAUAUAGCUCAAGAAAUUUCUGUAAACAAGGGAUUCCUUUAGAGAGAUGGGGGGUGAUGAGGUUGAAGAUUCCAUGUUGGUCACUACUGCCCCAGUCAUGAGAUGGCUCACCUGAUGGAGCCUUCCCACAAAGGAAGAGGCUGCUGCAGUGAGUCAGCCAGGUUUCCCAGUUUUUCCCGGCCCACCCUGGGAUCAGUAAAGUGAAUGUUGUAUCCCA